AUGCCACCCUACGGCAUAAACAGCGUCUUCAGCCAGCCGCCGUCACAAGGCAGAGCAGCCCCGUAUCCGUCAAAAACGACAUGGGCACCGCAGCACCAGCAGACCUCACCCGAGUGGGCUUCCCGGCAGAACCCUCCCGUGACGACUCAGGCCGUCGAGUCUCCAAAAGGCCGGAAGGGAGGAUCUGGCGGAGGUCCAUCACGGAGCGGCCUGUCUGCAAGCGUGCAGGCGGUGGCUGCAAGGCUCGAGGCUGGGUCCAAGGGCCCGACAGCAGGAGGAGACUGGACCUCCCACGCUGGGGGCUGCGGGGGUCAGCCAGAGUCCUACCUUCAGCAGGUCAAGCAGAAGUUGUCCGGAACGGCCAAGACGAGCACGGCCCACGUGACGCAUUCCCAGCCUGAUCCUGCCACGAGCAGUGUGGGAACACGAGUGGCGACUCAAGGAUCCGCGCUCAAAGCCUUGUCCGAGCGCUUGGGGAGGGCACGUGGAAUGCCCGGAGGGCCGCAGGCCAAAUCGAAAGCGAAGGCGACCUUCCCGGCAGUGCCCGUAGCACAUGCUUACCGCCACAGCCGCUUGCCAGAAAGUAAAAGGGGCCACGUUCUUGCAGAAGCCAUAGCCGGGGUUUUUGCUGUUUGUGAAGAUAGCUCUGGGCCGAAGUCUGGCACCCUGGCACUGCGAGUCUGCACUGAGGCACGCCGGCGUCCAUCACGAAGCCGCUUUGGUCAAUGCAAAACAGACUCCAAGGGAAUGCCUGUGAGUCUUGCAGAUGUGCACGCAGUCCAAUGGUUCCGUUCACACAUCGGCCUUGUAGGAGACCCUGCGAUCCACCUUAGCGAAAUCUCAGCAAAGGAAUCGAUGCUGGAAAAGGCGCAGGAGGAGAUCCGUGCACUUCAAGAUCAGAAGGCUGACGCUGAGAAGGAGCGGCAGAUGAUCCGCAACGAGAACUCCUCGUACUCCUCCCCAGAGCUGCAGGAACAGGCUGCAGAAAAUCGCCAGCUGCAGUGCUCCCUGAACAUGCAGGAGGAGUUGAGUACAGAAUUGAGAAGACGUCUCUGGGAGGCACGAGAUGAGCUGACUGCUGCGAAGUCCAUGGGAUGGCAGCCAGAGGUGCCGGUUCAACCAAAGGCGCCCGAAACGCAGUCUCCACCAAAGGUGGAACCGCAGGAACUGCAUGCACUGCCAUCGGCGGAAACGGAUCUGGGCUCCGUUCCGACUGUGGAGGUGACCCAGAAUGAGGAUUCCGCAGUGGGACAGGCUUUUCGCCACGAGCAGGAAGUGGCCCAGAACCUGCGCCUUGAGCUGCGAGAGGUUGAGACAGCUGCAGUUGCGACAGCAGAGGCUGCCGAGGCUCGAAUCUUGCAGAUAGAGGCCAUGGAUAGAAGAGGGAGAGUGGCCCUGCACAUGGCCGAAACUGCUGCUGAGAAAGAGGUGGUGCUGAAGCAAGAUGCCAUCAAAGCUGCAUGCGAGGCCGAAGCAGUGCUGGACCAGGCUCGAGGUGCAGAGCAGCGCCUGCGCCACGAAAUCUACGAGCAGUCUCAGGCAGCUUUCCGUGAGAGUGCCGUCUGCGAUGGCCUCCGAAGAGCUCUGAUGAAUUCCGUGGAGCAGGAGAUGGCCCAGGAGGCUUUGCACGCUGCACACACUCGGCCCGCCGCCAAUCCGAUCCCGGAGAGGUCGUCGGAUCCGGCGUCAAAGCCAGCACAGAGACCUGGCGAGGCUCCGGGCGGGUCUCCUGGAGGCCGUGGAGCCCAGCCAUCCCAGCCUUCUCCCCCGAGAGCUUCGCAGCUCUUCGCUACGAAGCUGUCGAACCGGGAGGACCUGAAGCAUGAUCUGAUGUCGCCCAUAGACGUGAAAUCAUGGAUGGAGCCCUCGAUGAUCUCGCAGCCCUCUCUGCUGAGUGCAGCAGCCAGCGAGGCCGCCAGCCUGCGAAAGGAGGCCGAGCAAUUGCGGAAGGAGGUGAAGCACUGGCGUGCUUCGCGCCCAGCUCGUGCUGAGCCCACGGCUCCCAGCGAAGCUUGGCCCGCCUCCCCGGAGGGAGUGUCCAGCACGCCUGUGCCAGCUUCGGCGACAAGCCCGAGGGCAGCACGCGGCGCAUUGAGAACAGAUUCAGAGCAAGGUUUGAACCGAGAGGAUUCAUGGAGGCGGGGCUCGGAAGCCUCCUUUGCGCAGACGCAGGUGCCGAGCCCCCGCUCGCAACAGCUGCCAAAGCUGCAUGAGCAGCCACCCCCGCGGCCACCGCCAGGACGGACGUGA
Messenger RNA from Symbiodinium sp. CCMP2456, 2250 nucleotides. NCBI's taxonomy places the organism in Eukaryota, Dinophyceae, Suessiales, Symbiodiniaceae. The record is from the annotation of a GenBank genome assembly.